AUGCCGUUUGUCGACGCCGCCAACUAUCCAGCAGAUCUUCUGCAGGGUGGUUUUCAUAUUGACGCAGACGAUGCAGACGACUAUCGCCUCCCGCGCACCCUGGCCAACGACCUGCUAAUCUGGAAGGAGACCAACGCGGAUACCGGAGUGGUCACCUGGUGGGCGCGUACGAACGUCAGGUUGGCCCCCGUGCCCUUGUCUGCGGACGCCCGCGCCAAUGCGGUCAUCGUUGCCAAGGACCGGCAGAUCCGCGACUUGCAGCAGACGGUCGUCAACCAACAGGCCCAGCUCAACACCCCGCCCCAGCCAAUCGUCGUCCAACAAGUGCCAGGUCCGCAGCGCUCGCAUAUCCACGUCCACGCCCCACGCACGUUCUCCGGUGUCUCCAACGACAAGGGCAUCUAUGACCCCACACCACGCGACUUUGUCCGGAAUGUGCGGAACUACCUCGUUGCUGAGGAAGAGGCCGCCGGUAACCCGCUCACCGACCACAACAAGAUCGUGCUAGUCUCCACGCUCCUUGACCAGUCCGCAGCCAUGUGGUAUGAGCAGAUCAUGGCCGACUACGCGGAGUAUCGGCAAAGGGCGGGUCAAGCCCAGCAGCAGGGACAUCCGGUACCGCCUUAUACCGGCCCACUUCUCGACCUCAACACGUUCUCGCAGGCCUUCCUCCAGCAGUUUGAGGACGUCAACAUCCAGAAGACGGCCAUCGCCAAGAUCCAGUCCAUGCAACAAGGCGCGCAGUCUGCGCAGU
This is a messenger RNA of Peniophora sp. CBMAI 1063, 754 nucleotides long. The record is from the annotation of a GenBank genome assembly. Lineage: Eukaryota; Fungi; Basidiomycota; Agaricomycetes; Russulales; Peniophoraceae.